AUGGAGCGGGAGGUAGCCCAACAAUUGCUUUUACAUUUUUUAGAAAAACGCGGGGUGGAUACGGGAGUUUUAAAGUCGGUACCGAACGUUUUAGAUUUUGGGCGAUCGGCGGGGGUGUUCUUGCAUGCAGGAACCUUAUUUAAUGUUGAUGAGUGGCGUACGUGUGGUGAUAUACUUUGGGAUCAGGUGAUUGAUGAUAAAAAGGAGGCUAAGAAAUUGAUGAAGCCUUGGAGAGAGAUUAUUAACUGUAUUAAGAGACACAAGGUGGAGCAGGAUAUGGCCGGUCAGGCAGCUCAGCAAUUGGGGGUUGGGACAGCUACGGGGAGAAUCCAGGAUCCCCCUCAUCCAUCUAUGGGCAUCCCUGUCCCCGUUAAGUUGGAUAAUUACGUUUUGCCCAGCGCUCCUCGAAAGGAAGAGUCGGAUUCUGAGCCCGACUUAUUCCCUGAGGAGGAAGGUAAUGGGGAUUUGCCCCCCCCCCCUCCUCCACUUGCCUCUGCACCUGUGCCGGCGGGGGCUUCGCCAAGGAGAAAUGAACAAAAGGGCUGUGACAAUGUCACUCAAAUAGGGAAAAAUAGACGGGUUACAAGACUUAAUUGGUCUAAGAUUGCGGAACAAGCCGCACAUCAGGGGGAAAUGGAUAUAGUGGAGGUUGUGAGUCAAGCUUUUCCAAUUCGUUACGAUGCAGGACCGGAUGGUGAGGUUCACGGGGUACAUGUGCCAAUCGGUUGGAAAACGUUAUUUCAGUUGCGGGCUACAGUGGCCGAGCAUGGGUUACAUAGUGAACCGGCUCGACAGCUGUUGACGUAUAUGUGGGCUAGUAGCAUUUUGGUUCCGGAGGACAUAAAAACUAUAAUGCACAUGAUUAUGAAGCCCUCUGAGCAGAUGUUGUGGCAAGCACAUUGGCGGCGGCUGUGUGAGCUGUCUGCACAGACCCCGCGGGAUAUGCACCACCCGUUGUUUCAGGUUACAGUUGAUCAGUUGACAGGCAGCAAUAUGUUUUCUCACCCUGACAUUCAGGUCCAGAUGGGACCUGAAGUUUGUAUGGAGAGUAUGAACUUGGCGUGGGAUGCAUAUAACAUGGUAAAGACGUCAAAGCCGACACCAUCAUACUUAUCAAUUAAGCAGGGCAGAGAGGAAACUUUUGCUAGCUUCGUUGAUAAAUUGACUGAGGCAUUGUCGCAUGCCGAUGUGCCAGACUGGAUGCGUGCUUCUCUGUUACGUCAGUGCGUUCUUGAAAAUAGUAAUUCCGUUACGAAAUCUGUCUUAGCUACAUUGCCUCUGAAUGCUACUCUAGAGGAGAUGUUAGAGCGCAUGAACUGUGUACUUACGGCGGCUCAGGCAAUGUUAGUGGAGGCUGUGCGAGCGGUGGGAGAGACUAUAAGUGAACGCCUGGCUACUACUCAUAAUCAGGCAUUUGUGGCAUUCGCUCCGUUGUUGCAGAGCAAUAACAAAAAGCAGAGUGAAUCAGCUAAAGGGAAGCAGCGAUGUUUCCGAUGCGAGCGCGAGUCGCCGCGCAACGACAACAGUAGCGACCUCGGCAAACAAUGCGUUGCCGACUCUGACCGCUCCGGCUCCGCCGUCCUCUCCCCAGCCACCCCCGGCAGCCUCGGCUUGGACCUGGCAACCGCAGUAGAUAUCACGUUAAUCGACACUAGACCACAGAAGAUUGCCUCGGAAGUAAAGGCACCGAUUUUAAUUAAUGGACAGCCUGUUGGAGCUUUGCUCAUUGGUCUCUCCUCUACUGGGGGGCCUCGCACUUUUGACUAUGCCUCUGCAUACGAGACCAGUGGUUCCGAUUGCAUUGACUCAUCAGCAACGCACUAUUACUAUCCGAGCGUUGUUAGAUACUGGCGCAGAUAUUACUAUUGUAGCAACGAGUGCCUGGCCCCGACAGUGGCCGACGGAGUCGGUCGGAAAGGGGGUGGAAGGAGUUGGUGGAACUGUUCCGGUGUCUCGCAGUUUGGAUCCAAUUACGGUGACAUUAGAAAACCGCUCUGCGCAAUGCAAAAUUACAGUAAUGCCCCUCCCGGUGGGUGUUUCGGCGCUAGUCGGCCGAGACGUACUGGACCAGCUGGGUGUUAUCCUCACCAAUUCAGAGUCUUCGGGUUUUCCCUAACGGCCACUGCAUGGGCUUUCCCGAUCCGAUUGUGAUGGAUUUCUGAUCAUCCCAUUUGGAUUGAUCAGUGGCCGUUGAAACAGGAAAGCCUGCAGCAUGCCAGUCAGUUGGUACAAGAGCAAUUGCAGCAAGGGCAUAUCGUGCCUUCUACCAGCCCUUGGAAUACUCCUAUUUUUGUGAUUAAGAAAAAAUCGGGGAAAUAUCGGCUGCUACAUGAUCUGCGUGCUAUUAAUAAUCAAAUGCAAGCAAUGGGGGCAUUGCAACCAGGAUUGCCAAACCCAUCGAUGGUCCCGGAGUCAUGGCAUCUGUUAAUAAUUGAUCUGAAGGAUUGCUUUUUUACAAUCAAAAUUCACCCCGAUGAUUCAGAACGCUUUGCUUUUACAUUGCCAGCAAUCAAUAAGAGCAUGCCAGCGGCGCGCUAUCAAUGGGUCGUGCUUCCUCAGGGGAUGAAAAAUAGCCCUACCUUAUGCCAGUUGUUUGUUGAUUACGCGUUAGCACCGGUUAGAAAAGCUUGGUCUCAUGCUAUCAUUUAUCAUUACAUGGAUGAUAUCUUGUUUGCUCAAUCUGAACCUUUUACUAUGCAACAAGAAGUCUUCCUACAGGAGCAAUUACAGAAAAACGGCUUGCAGAUAGCACAAGAGAAGAUACAACGGGAAGCGCCUUGGAAAUACCUGGGAUGGAUAAUUACAGAAGGGACUGUCCGCCCACAAAAGCUUAACGUUAACUGUGAGUUACGAACCUUGAAUGAUGUCCAACGAUUUUUUGGUGACCUCCAAUGGUUGCGGCAGGUAAUCGGCUUUAGCUCAAAGGACCUUAAUGAGUUACGGCCGCUAUUGAAAGGCACAGACCCAGCAGCCAGGGUGUCUUUGACAGUCCGACAGGCACAAACUGUGCAACAGCUAUUACAACAGAUAGCAACGAGGUCAGUAUCUCGCCGGUUACCUGAUGUUCCAUUGUCUUUAGCCAUUUAUCUUACAGACUCACAGAUAUUGGGAGCGAUCGUACAGGAAAGCCGAAUACUGGAGUGGCUCUUUCCGCCUCUGCAACCCCGUAAGACAGUACAAAUGAAAGUUGAAACUAUCGCUGAUCUGGUAAGAAAAGGUAGCCUUAGAAUUCAAGCUAUCGCUGGUUCUGAACCUGCUUGUAUCUACUUGCCUAUACGAAAGGAUACUCUGGACUGGUAUCUCUUGAAUUCAUCGACUCUCGCGGAUAGCCUGCUUUCCUCUACUUCCCUUGUUGUCUCCUCGCUAAAGCCAUCUCUGCUAACACAUUUUAAGCAGGUCGAGUGGAUGCCACAGCCAAAGUACUCUGAAACUCCGUUGAUGCAUGCGGUGACUGUUUUCACGGAUGCAGGGCGAAAAUCACGUAAGGCUUCUGUGGUAUGGAAGGAAGCAGAACAGUGGCGAUCACGCAUACUUGAUGCUGUAGCAGAGGACUCAUUACAAACAUUAGAACUGUUGGCAGUAGUAUGGGCCAUGUCGCACUGGAUGCAUCAACCAAUUAACUUGGUAUCUGAUUCAUUGUACAUGGUAGGAAUUGUCCAACGGAUAGAGGGAGCUCAAAUACGUGAGGUUAGAAAUCAACGAUUGUUUACGCUGCUAUGCAUGCUACAUCGAGCUGUGACUAUGCGCACUGCGCAAUAUGUAUGA
Lagopus muta (rock ptarmigan) is the source of this 3765-nucleotide messenger RNA. RefSeq lists its product as uncharacterized. The transcript has 3 exons. NCBI's taxonomy places the organism in Eukaryota, Metazoa, Chordata, Aves, Galliformes, Phasianidae. Gene Ontology annotation, biological process: viral process; RNA-templated DNA biosynthetic process. The record is from RefSeq and is a predicted model, not a curated record. Gene Ontology annotation, molecular function: RNA stem-loop binding; RNA-DNA hybrid ribonuclease activity; RNA-directed DNA polymerase activity.